This is a messenger RNA of Haliotis rufescens (red abalone), 2436 nucleotides long. Its product is annotated as innexin-11-like. The transcript has 2 exons. Bases 112 to 1116 code for a protein of 334 amino acids. NCBI's taxonomy places the organism in Eukaryota, Metazoa, Mollusca, Gastropoda, Lepetellida, Haliotidae. The record is from RefSeq and is a predicted model, not a curated record.
UUACACGCGAGGCGCGGGAGGAAACAUUCAGAUUGUUACCGAGAAUUAUAACAGAUAUAUUUGUUCCCCCGACUGCUCCUCGGUAGCUGAAUCUCACGACUUCACACUCAGAUGUUUUGGAAACGACGGAGAGACGAGGAUGAUGUUGAUCGCCUUAACCGUAUCUGGACCCUGCUUAUCUUAGUGGUGGUUGGGAUAGCCGCCAUUGUCUACAUCGCCGUCUUCCCAGAUUCCGCCAUCACCUGUCUACCAGCAGAUGAACAGACAAAAGCCGGCACCUUACACUAUGCUCUCAAAUACUGCCUUGAUGAAGGAUCAUUCAACACACAGUAUUAUGACGAAAACACAUUCUCCUACCACACGUUCGUGCCACUGUUUAUGUUCUACCAGGCCUUCGCCUUCAUUGCACCCCAUCUCCUGGCGCAGUUCCUCAAGAGACUCCUCGGAUCAGACUCGGAGUUCCUGUUCCUUUGUGCAGAGAACUGCAAACCCGACACCAGCUCAGACGCGACGUUUAUGUCCCGAGUGGCAUCCCCACCAGCACCCAGCAUCAAGAACACCGUAAUAUUCAUGUUAAAGAAAGCUCUGUAUCUUCUCAACUCCUUCAUCCAAUUAGUAAUAAUCGCAAUGCUUUUUUCACCGGAUAAACCUUUCAAUACAAUCAGGGACAGAUACUCCAAAGGUACAUCGGAGACUCCUUUUCCACGAUAUGCAAAGUGUCGAUUUGAUAUUCAAGGCGAAAGCACCCAACAUUAUCAGUGUGCCCUUCACAUUAAUGCCUUAUACCUCAAGGUGUACAUGUUCCUCUUCUAUUGGCUUCUGAUCCUGGCCGUGGCAAACCUGGUAAGUCUUAUCGUGUGGGUUCUAUUGCUCCAUGUUCCCCGGCUGACCGCAGGGAAGAUCAAGCUGUACACUCUGACCUCCGGAGUCAAUGAUUCCUAUUCACCGGAGAAGCAGCAAGCGUUUGUACAGGAGUAUCUGGGGAAGGACUACCUGUUGAACAUCCUCCUGGCACAGUCCACAGACAGAGAACCCGUGGCUGCAGAUCUGACCAUGAAACUGUGGCAAUCCUACAAGCAAACUCCCUCACCUGAAGUGGAGACGAGUCAGAUGUAGUCUUCCACGGAUACGUAUGAAGCGGGCCGCUUAUUGCAAUGUGGUUUGGAUGUAAACGCAUACAUCACAUGUUUAGAUCUAAACAUGUUUACGAAUGUGUUUAAACGUCUGUAUCUGAACACGUUCAGGUCUAAACACAUGAAAUGAGCUAUCGUCUCACAGCUUAAACACAACAUUCCCAUAGUAUUAACAAGUUUUUUACCUCUGCAGAUGUCUAAAAAUAAAUGUUAAAAACACGUUAAAAUCUUGUUAUAAAAUCUAUAAAAAGUUAUAGGGUUAUGAGAGUUAUGUACGGUAUUCUUACUUGCAAACCGUAGCCUACAAUACAGAUAUAGGAUAUUCUAAUUGGCUUUAAGGUGUUUUUUAUCAGCUUACCACCACCUACAAUACACAUGUACAUUAUUCUAAAUGGCUAAUCAAGGCCUACAAAAUAGAGAGGGGCACGGGUGGCCCAAUCGUCUAAGGCGUCGCGAUUCGUCUAAGGAGUUGCGUCCCUUGGGCACGCAAGAAACCUAUGAUUGUGGGUUCGAAUCCCGGUUCUAGGUUUGUCAGCACCAUACCCGUGCUCUAGGGUUUCACCGAAGUGGUAAACGUCUGAGACCUGCAUCACUUCGGGCUUUCCUCCCACAUUACGCUGACACGUAAAACCCAACUCACCUCUUACUCACAAAACAGAUAUACGGUAUUCUCAUUGGCUACCCAUGACCUAUAAAACAGAUACGGCAUUCUAAUUAGACAUCCGUAAAUUAAUAAAUAAUGAGCUGCAAGGAGUUCUCUUCAAGGCGUCCACAUUGACAUUGAGGGACUGUUGCGCUAAUAAUUUUCUCAAAAUAGGUGUGACUGAAACUGUCCAUAUAUAUGAUCCUCUAAAUAGGCAUGACUGAAACUGUCCAUAUAUAUGCUCCUCUAAAUAGGCAAGACUGAAACUGUCCAUAUGUAUGAUCCUCUUAAUAGGCAUGACUGAAACUGUCCAGAUAUAUGCUCCUCUAAAUAGGCAUGACUGAAACUGUCCAUAUAUAUGCUCCUCUAAAUAGGAAAUAUUGGACCAGUCUCUGCGUGUGCCAGAAGCUACUGCCCUUGAAAAUGCGCGCACUCGUAACGUAUUUUGUUGUUAAGCUGAGCGGUAUUGGUAUGGUACUUUUCCAUCAAUUAAUUAAUUAAACAUUGCUGAUGCGGCGUUAAACGCUAUUCACUCAUUCACUAACCGAGGAUCAAUGGUGUUGAUGGUGUUCUAUUCCAGUACAUCAAUGAAGUCUGUUUUUAUACCUCCACGUUUUGAUGUCUUUUUAUACUCUAAAUAAAAGACACAUAUAUACUGUC